AGUGGUGAUUAGGCUGUGUUUGGCAAAAAUUUAUGUUUUAUAUAUGGUUCCCGGUCGUUUUGACACCUGUGCUUCUAAUAUUUAAUGCAUUUAGUUGUUACCCGUGUUGUAUAUCGUCGGCAGUGUCGAACAACAGUGAUAAAUGUUGUAAUUAACGUUGUUAACUUUGGUUAUGACGUUUAGUACGAUUUUUGCAUGUGUGCGUGUGUAUUCAACGUGACAGCAUUGCCGCUGAUUGUUGGAGCGAAUCUUGUAACGGGAUAUUUUGUGAGAAUGCUUGUUUGGAUCUAAAUACGGCGUGAAAAAGAUCAGAGAAAUCAAGAUGGCGUCGAGGAUUGUGCGCCAAAUCCCGCGUCGCGUCGCACGCCAUUUUUCAACCCGUGAUAACUGCUCCCUCGGUUUAAAUCGCUCGUGUUCGGACCGAUCGAAAUAGUCAGUGAUUCGGUGGUUGUGAUUGGUCAGUGACGUUUGCUAGUGAUGUGAUAGUGUUUAGUGUGGUGCAGUGUUGUGUUACGAUGUCGGAGGAGAGGUCGAGGCGGCUGUCGCAGAUCUUCGACCCGUUGUCGAGGUUCACGGAUCACAGCGGAGCGGGACAGUCAUCCAGUACACCGAACAGCCCUCGGUUGAUGCCCAGGCGGUCAAGGGAUCCACCGCCACCGCCGCCCAGACCAUUCGCGCACACCUCCCGCCUGGAUCCCUUGGAGUACGAGCUGGCUGCGGCAGACUUAGGGUCUGUCAAUUGGCAGGAGCGGUGCUUGGAACUGCAACUGGAGCUACACAGGAGUCGACAUCAAGCCACGAGGGUACGCGAUAUGUUGAGAGAUAAGCUCUCGGAGCUCGAGCAACGAGUUCUGGAGGCCGAAGGGAGGGCCGAGGAAGCGGAAGAUAAGGUCCGCGCCAUGGAGCAGCGGUUGUGCGAUUGGCCGGCAGCGGGUGCUGAGGGUCCUCCUAAAGCCAUCACGCGGCUUGAGGGCCAAAUUGAAGAACAGAAGCAGCUGCGACUUCAGGACGCGAAGCAGGUGGAAGCUAAAGCCGCCAGGAUCAAGGAGUGGGUGACCAACAAACUCCGGGAGUUAGAACAGCAGAACCAGUUGCUAAGGGAGCAGAACGAUCGCUGCAACCACCAGCUUGAGUUGCUAAGGAACCAUAUAGCGACACAGGGGAGCAGGAAUUGUGCGUUUCUACCCUCUCGGGGAAGCCUGUCUCUCGAAGUGAGGUCGGAGGACGGCCCUCGCACCUCCUCAAGCCUUUUGGCUAACAAUCGGCGUCGCUCUGAGAGUCUCGAAGGCCCGAAGUUACCAAUAGUGUCGUCGGAGCCGCACUACAGUACCCCGGUGCGACAUAGACGGAACCUGUCCAUCGGUACCACUAACCUCACUCAGAGCAACGUUAACAGCCAACUGAACACCAUGAACAAAACAAUGGACGAAAGAACCACUGCUAGCCUCCUUGCGGACGAUUUAGCUGCAGCCGUUGAAAAUUUAGUGGUGCUACCAACGACCCCAAAUACAUCGACAGAUGGUGAUACAACUCACGACUAUGCUGAAAUUUAUACCCCCAGCAGAGAACGAACGCCUGCGUGGCAAGGCGUCAACGUGAUAGUGCAAGGAAACAGUCGAGGUGGGUCGUCAACGGGAGACAGUUCGACAUCUGAGCAACCAAGACCGCCAACGCCGCCUUUACACAGAUUCCCUAGCUGGGAGGCCAAGAUAUACCAGGUAGCAGAUGAUGGUCUACAACAGUCAGUGGAAGAGGAGCUAAGUCCGCCGCCUUGCCCGCGCGCAAUGCACGAGUCCACUAGCUACCAGGAUAUCUCAGUCCCCGUAUACGCCACCGUGAAAGGGCGCGCUAGUCAAAUCCGAUCGAUGCCUUUCACGGGCGAUUCAUCAGAUGACUCGUCGGAUGGAGAGGAAUCUAUGGGCGUAACAGUCCAUAACACACCGCAUCACAAUCCAAUUUAUGGUCAAUCCUCCCAAAUGCCAAUCAACAAUAUCAACCUAACAAACGUCCUACCCGUGUCGAUACAACCAACUUCCGGACCCCACGGGCUUGUUCUAAACAACACAAAUGGGCAAUGCAGUUCAUCAGACACCAGUUUAAGUGCUAGUAGUCCAUCUAAAAGUGUCAAAACCAGCUCAAGCUUAAGCCCCGCGAAGAGAUCUAGUAGUGGGUCGCCUAGCAAACAAAGCAAAACUAGAGAUACAUCUUUUGAAUCUGGCAUGUCGGAUGAUUACGCAAUACCACCUGACGCGGUAUCCUGCGAAGGUAGUGGCGCAAGGGACUCUCCUAGAAGACAUGACGCGUUAGAGAAGAGCGGCCAUCUUGCAAAAUUAGGAGGAAAGCUUAAAACUUGGAGGAAAAGAUGGUUCGUCCUAAAGAAUGGCACUUUGUCGUAUUGGAAGUCCCAAUCAGAAGUUAAUCGAAAACCUCAAGGUCAGAUCGGUUUGGGUGAAGCCUGCAAGAUAUCACGCAACGAAGGUGCGAGUACCUUCGAGAUCUUCACCGGGAGUCGAACCUAUUACCUCACCGCUGAUAGUACCGCCACUAUGGAGGACUGGAUUAGAGUGUUACAGAACGUCCAAAGGCGAAACGCGACUAAACUCCUGCUCAGUAAAGAAGACAACAAGCCUACAAUCCAGGGAUGGCUGACCAAAGUGAAGAACGGUCACGCCAAAAAGAGCUGGUGUGUUCUGUUGGGAAAAAUGUUUCUGUACUUCAAGUCGCCUGGUGACCAGAACCCGACUGGUCAGAUAAACAUGCGUGACGCGCGUGUGGAGGAUGUCGAACACGUAUCGGACUCGGAUUCUGAAGAGAAAAAUGACGACGGACGUAACCUAACUGUUGCGAUAUACCCGCAGCAUCAGGUAACCGGGGGUCCAACUUACCUUCUCUUCGAGAGCAAGGCCGAUAAAGAUUCGUGGCUGUACCACUUGACCGUAGUGAGCGGCGGUGGGCUCAGCCAGGGCACCCACUACGAGCAACUUGUCCAAAAGUUAAUGGAGACUGACGGAGAUCCUAAUUGCGUGCUGUGGAGGCAUCCAAAUUUACUCUACUCGAAGGAGAAUAUAACUACACCUUUGACUUCUCUAAAUUCUGAAGCAUUACAAGCAGAAGCGCUGAAAUUAUUUAAGUGCGUGCAACUGUUCAUGUCCGUGGCCGUCGAGCACGCGGGCAUCGACUACCACGUGGUGCUGGCCCAGAACGCGUUGCAGCAAUGCCUCGAGGUGGGCGAGCUCCAAGACGAGCUGGCGUCCGCGCUGUGCAAACAGACCGCUCCGCACGCGCCCUCCAAGCACGGCGUGCAGCAACUGCUACUGUGCGCGACCCAGUCGUUGUUCACUUGCGACACGGGUGCAUCCUCAGUCGGCGGUGACAACAAGAGCGACCUCCCGCAGAACUCUGCCGGAUCGCCAAGCUCUAUACAGGCCCCUUUGCUCUCAGUCGAUUGUAAGAGCAACCCGCCGACGUACAGUUUCGUUCAAGGAUGGCAGCUGUUAGCGCUAGCCGUCAGUUUGUUUGUACCAAGAAAUAACAGGCUCUUGUGGUACCUCAAGCUACACCUAAGCAGGCAUGCUGAUUCUAAGACGGAAUGUGGUAAAUACGCGGCAUAUUGCUCCCGCGCGUUAGAGCGAACACUAAGAAACGGCGGUCGGACCGACAAGCCCUCGCGAAUGGAAGUGCUAUCUAUAUUGCUCAAGAACCCCUACCAUCACUGUCUACCUCACGCCAUUCCUGUGCACAUGCUGAAUAACACGUAUCAGGUUAUAAGUUUUGACGGAUCAACUACAGUUGAAGAAUUUUUAUCGACGCUUAGCACAGAGCUCGGCUGUCGAGAAUCAAGUGCUUCAGGCUUCGCUUUGUUCAGUGACGAUCCCAUUGAAAAGGACUUGGAGCAUCACAUUAAACCCGACAAAAAGUUGUGUGACGUCAUAUCAAAAUGGGAAACAGCGUUACGUGAGAAAGGUUCAGGAAAGUUCGAGAACUCGCGAGUUAUACGAUUGACAUACCGGAACCGGUUGUAUUUCAAGAACUCAAUUCGCACCGAAACCGACAAGGAGAGAUUGUUACUCUGCUAUCAAGUCAAUCAGCAAGUGGUGGCCGGUCGGUUUCCCGUGACCCGGGAACUGGCAGCCGAGCUUGGUGCGUUGAUGGCGCAAUUGGAUAUGGGCGACUAUUUAGCAUCCAACACACAACACAAUCAACCUCUAGCGCACAGGUUCUACCCCUACCGAUACCGAGCCGGCCUUAACAACGACGAACUCAGAGAUGUUGAGGAAAAGCUCAGGUCAAAGUGGGUAGCGCUGAAAGGACGGAGCACCGCGGACUGUGUCAGGAUUUACUUAAAUUGCACUAGGAAAUGGCCGUUUUUCGGAGCCACAUUGUUUCAGGCUAGGAUAAAACAACCCGACCUAUCGAUGGCGUGGCUGGCGGUUUCCGAAGAGGGAGUGACAGUGCUGGAGCUGGCUUCUAUGUCAGUCAUCGGGAGAUACGCGCUCAACUCCAUAGGACUGUUCGGUGGCUUGCAGGAUGACCUGAUGAUGUUGAUCGACGCGGAGGACGCAAGUCCCGUGCACAAGAUGUUGAUCAGUCUCAACAAGCCAAAGAUGGUAGAGCUGACUCAUCUCAUAGCGGAUUACAAAAAUGCGAUCCUCCGCACCGGAGGCACGGGAACUCCCCAAAUGAACUCCCUCACACGCAACGGAAGCCAUCGCUCAGUACGAAAACUGCCGUCUACCCUCCCGCACUCCACCCCUUCAACCCUCCCACACCCUUUAACAACCUCGCAUCACCCGCAUCAUCACAACACCCUGAACUCACAUGCUACAACCAUGACGCUCGGUUCGGAUAGAAAUGCAACCCUGACACUAAGUUCGCACACGUCAACGUUCAACCAACAUAUGGAAGCGAGGGUUUUAUCCCACGGACAGCCAGACAUAUUGAAAUCUACCCCGGACCAUCACAGGAGCGAAAAGAAAAGGAGUCACACACAGGACAGUGGUGUCGCGUGAUUCAGGUUUUAAGUUGGGACGUGUGAAGUGACAUUAAGUGUUUCCCUAAAUGUUAGUGAGUGUAACACGGCUGUUUAAAAUGUUAGUAUGUUUGCGUGUGCGAUUAGAACGCGGUUUUAUGACGUCAUCCGCAUUCCAUCCGUGAUGACUGAAAUAUGUUGCCUGCGUGAAAUAAGUGUUGCUGACGUCAUCC
Messenger RNA from Pararge aegeria (speckled wood butterfly), 5202 nucleotides. RefSeq lists its product as uncharacterized. The coding region runs from base 516 to 5009 and encodes 1497 amino acids. The record is from RefSeq and is a predicted model, not a curated record. Gene Ontology annotation, cellular component: cytoskeleton. NCBI's taxonomy places the organism in Eukaryota, Metazoa, Arthropoda, Insecta, Lepidoptera, Nymphalidae. The transcript is spliced from 28 exons.